AAAGAAAUUAUUUGAACUUCCCACUGCCUCAUAAAAAGGAAACAGAAUAGCAGUUUUGACAUAUGGAUGUGAUUUUUCUGCUCUGAGACAGAUGCACACGGAAAACAAACAGCACCAGGGGCUGCAGCUCUGAGUUGCUCCGCUUCACAUGGGCUCCUCCGCUGCGUUCAGGGAGCUGCCCAGAUCUCCAGCCAUGAGAAAGCGAAGCAAAGGACCGGGCUUUCUUGUCAUGUGCCUUUCUGGCUAAAACUGUGGAAACAAACAAACAAUCAAACAAACACAAAUUCUGGAGGGGGGGGGGGCGGGAGGGAAGGAGAAGGAGAAAUCAUCCGCAACCGGAGCGCUGGAAGACCUCUCGUCCUCCUACUUCCCCGAGCGAGCUUGGAUGCUGGAAGGAGCCUCUUGGAUAUGGGAUCAUAUCUGGUUUAUCACAGCCUGGGUUUGAUCCUCUGCUGCUCCGUGCUGAGUUCAGUCUACGCUCUGGUGGAUGCUGACGAUGUCAUCACUAAAGAGGAGCAGAUCUUCCUACUGCUAAAAGCCAAGGCCAAGUGCGAGCGACACCUGAAAGCCAAGGUGCCCAAGGUGCACGAUGGCUUUUGUCUUCCUGAGUGGGAUGGCAUUGUCUGCUGGCCAGAAGGCGUGCCAGGCAAAGUGGUGGCUAUGCCAUGUCCAGAGUACAUCUACGACUUCAAUCACAAAGAUGUCCUCUCUUGGAGACCCCACGCACAUAGAUUUCGUGUUAGAAGCCAGGAGGAACAGGUGAUCCAUCCCUUUUUCUUCCACAACCCAACAGGGCAUGGAUUCCCCACCUCAUUGGCAUCCACUGGUCAAGUCACACAGGGCCACGCUUAUCGCCGGUGUGACCUGAAUGGAAGCUGGGAGCUGGUCCCCGGCAACAACCGCACCUGGGCAAACUACAGUGAAUGUGCCAAGUUCCUCACCAACGAGACGAGGGAAAGGGAGGUCUUUGAUCGCCUCUAUUUGAUUUAUACUGUUGGAUACUCCAUCUCUCUGGGAUCCCUCACAGUUGCUGUCCUUAUCCUGGGAUACUUCAGGCGUUUGCACUGCACUAGAAACUACAUCCACAUGCACCUAUUUGUCUCCUUCAUGCUGAGAGCCGUGAGCAUCUUUGUGAAGGACGCGGUCUUGUACUCUGGGUCAGCUUUGGAGGAGAUGGAGCGGAUCUCUGAGGAAGACCUGAAAUCCAUUACUGAAGCACCUCCAGCAGACAAGUCACAGUUUGUGGGUUGUAAAGUAGCGGUUACCUUCUUCCUCUACUUCCUGGCAACCAAUUACUACUGGAUCCUGGUGGAAGGGCUCUAUCUCCACAGCCUCAUCUUCAUGGCAUUUUUCUCAGAGAAGAAGUAUCUUUGGGGAUUCACAUUAUUUGGCUGGGGUCUCCCUGCUGUAUUUGUUACAGCAUGGGCCAGCGUGAGAGCCACUCUAGCCGACACAGAGUGUUGGGACUUGAGUGCUGGCAAUUUAAAAUGGAUUAUUCAGGUGCCCAUCCUGGCAGCUAUCGUGGUAAAUUUUAUUCUUUUUAUCAAUAUUAUCAGAGUCCUAGCAACCAAGCUACGGGAGACAAAUGCAGGGAGGUGUGAUUCAAGACAACAGUACAGGAAGCUGCUGAAAUCUACCCUCGUCCUUAUGCCUCUCUUUGGCGUUCACUAUAUUGUUUUCAUGGCUAUGCCAUACACAGAUGUGUCAGGGAUUCUUUGGCAAGUUCAAAUGCACUAUGAAAUGCUGUUCAACUCUUUCCAGGGAUUUUUUGUUGCCAUCAUAUACUGUUUUUGCAAUGGAGAGGUCCAAGCAGAAAUAAAGAAGUCAUGGAGCAGGUGGACAUUAGCACUUGACUUCAAAAGGAAAGCACGAAGUGGGAGCACAACCUACAGUUAUGGACCAAUGGUUUCCCACACCAGCAUCACAAAUGUAGCCACGAGAGGGGCACUUGCCCUCCAUCUCAAUACAAGACUUAUACCAGGGACCCUCAAUGGACACCGGAAUUUACCAGGUUAUGUAAAAAAUGGCUCUAUUUCUGAAAACUCCAUGCCUUCUUCUGGACCAGAGCAGUACAACAAAGACGAGGAGUACCUGAAUGGUUCUGGGCUUUAUGACGGAGACAGACCCACAGUACUUGUUGAAGAAGAAAGAGAGACUGUGAUGUAAAGAGAAUAGGAGAAGAAGCAAAAGGAUGAGAAAGGUUCCUGGAGAGCAUUUAGUGGGCAAAAGAAUAUCAGGCCACGCAUCAGAUGCCAAGGAUUUCCAUACAGUUUCUCUGUUCGGUGGAACGAGAGGUUAAGUUAUAUGGGAAAAAAAGGUGAGCCACCAAUGUGGCCAGUGGUUGGAUCACACACAUAUAUUCAGUGAUCUAAGUCUCCCUGGUGAUAAUGGGGGCAGGGCUGUCCCGAGGGCCUUGCUACCUGCUGAACAGAGAUACUGAGAGUUGGCGAGGGAGGGUUGCACCGCAGCACGUGGUCCUUUCACCUCUUGGAGAGCUUGGUUAGCUGGGGAGGGUGGGAGUCUCACCCAGUAGAGCAAGAGUCUUGCAGGGAGCAUGCAGUGCCAUCUUCUUGCAAGGGUACAAAGCCACCCUGGGCACCAGCAUCUUCAGUUCAGUUUGCUCUUUCCUCUUAAAGUCUGUCUGGUAACACACACGAGACCUACUCGGGGGGCUGUAGCUGCCCAUUGUUGCAGCCAAGAGCUCAGCAUGGACGGGUCGGUACGACCAGCUGCCUGGGGCAUGUUCUUCCGUUGGGUAUUCCCACUGCCUGCCAAAAUGUUCAUCUGGAGUGGGCAGAGUUAACAGCUCAUGUUGCUAGAUGCAGGCAGAAAACCAUAUUCUCCUUUCUCUGACCUGAGUCCCAGUAGCAAGCCAGAAACCAGUGCAAUUUUAGGAUGGAAAAUGUGGUUAUCAGAACGUGCGAAAAUGUCAUUCUUCCAGAUACAGCAGUGGAGAGAGGCCCACCCUGACUGCUCCCAGGCAGGCUGAGGCAGGGAGGGGAAUUUGCUUGUGAUCUUCAGAAGACCUUCAUGAAGCGUGUGUGCUGGUGUGUGCGUGGCUAAAAUCUGCUCAGAGGGUAGCUAACUGAGCCCUCCCUGUCUGUGGAUGCUCAUGGAAACAAGCUUUGGUCAUUUUUUUUUAUCUUUAAAUUGAUGCUCAUUCUCCCCUCUGAAUUUCUUGUUUCUCACUACUCCAUGCUCUCAUGAGGAGAAAGACUCCUUCAAAUCUGCCUGCACCAUCCAGAGGCAUGAGAUGCUGGAUACAGCCAGGCACACCUGGCUUGGUUCUUCAUGAGAACCAAGGGCAAAAUUUGCUGGACAAAAGCACAGGGAUUGCUCCUAGAUGGUCACCUUCUGAGCAUCUUUCCCAUUCUUAAUGGUGGGGCCAUUCAAAUGAGCCACACACACACACCUAUGUACACCUGGCCACUGCCUUAGCUGGUGCCAAUGAGUAUAAAACUUCAGCCAAAACCACUGAGUUUGCCUAGAGAUGCUCAGAUGAGGAAAUGUUAUUGGGGUUGCCUCCGAAGGGAAGAGAACAAGGAAAGGCCUGAUUCACACAUCCUAGAGAUGUAUGAAGAGAGAGACUAGGAAUAUUUUGUCCUUGUGCAGAGUUUUCCUUGCUGGUGGUUUUUGCAAGGUGUGCCAAAAGGUCAUUUUCUGACACACUUCAUGUCUUCAGCAGCGGCAAAGAGAUACAGCCCUUGUUGACCAACCGUGCUAUGUGUUUAGGCCAUUUCACACCAGUUGAGCAUUAGCAAAGGGUCUCUGUCCGUUCUGAAGCAUGAUUCAGAAGUGCCCAAUACUGGGAAAUUAGGAACAGUGACCAGAUUUCCUACUGCAGCAAGUGCUUCCUCAAAGGAAGGACUCUGGCUGAGCCAGCCUGGAUCCUCUCUUCAGACCCUAUCAUAAUGUCACUAUUCACUUCAAGCUGUCCAAAAGUCAGCACCUCAUGGUGUUUUGUUUUGGUUUUUGUUUGUUUGUUUGUUUGUUUUGGUUUUUGUUUGUUUGGUUGGUUUUGUUGUUGUUGUUUUUUCAUAUUUCUUUUUUGCUUUCUUGGUAAAUUUCCAUUACCUGAAGCAUUUUCACUCCCCCUUGCUGUUAUUCGAAUUGGAUAGAAAACAGGCCUUGGGGAAAUUUGCAGAAGUCCUUUAGGAUGCAGGCGGAACCUGUAGAAUAGCCUGUUCUCUAUCCUGGUCCUUUAGAUAUGCUGCUGGGUGGCACCAACCAGCACCUCUGAGAUGCAUCCACUGCAACUUUUGAGUACGUACUAAGGACUAACUUCCCCCAAAACUCUGAAGGAGGUCAGGAAGAGCUGUUGAGACCUUGACUCUGCUUUCUGUGUCCCAAAUUGUCUUUAAGCAGCCCCUCAGGUUAGGAUCCAAAGCCCAGUGAAAUCAAGAAACAAACCUCCUGCCCUUGACAUCCCUGGGUUUUGGAUUCAGACCUGGUAGGGGAUGUGGUGGCUAAGGGGCAAGCCUCUGUAAGGCAUCAAAGCAUCUCUCAACCAGUUGCAAACACACAUGAGCCAAUCUUUAAAAGCCAGUAUUUAUUUGUGAUGUUUGUUGGGUUUUUUUGUUUGUUUGUUUUGUUUCGUAUCAUUAGAAUAAGUCAAAAUUCCUCGUAACAAUUUAACACCAAUCGACAGCUAUUGAAGGGACAGGUUUUCAUAGCAUAAUCUUUUUUUCCUGCUCUCUUAUUGUCACUGUUGCUAUUAUGAAGAACAAUAUUCAUAAGAACAAUGCUAACAAUGUUAUUACAGAGAAGUUAGGUAGCCUUGCCAGAGAAGUCAGCUCUAGUGAAAGCUUGUCAUGGAGAGCUAACCAGCUCUGCAGAAAUCUGGGUCAGCCCAGCCAUGCUCGCUGCUUGCCUUUUCCUCACAGAUUUUGGCAUGGCCUCAGGAGGGAAUAUAAAGGCGGCAGAAGUUAUCACCAGUCGGCUGUCAGUGUGUACAGCUGCAAUAUUUACCAUCCCGUGUGGCUGAACCACCAAUAAGAGAGAAGCACAUCGAGUAUGCUGGCUCUGGCUUUCUAUCCAUCUAGAAGCAUGUUGUGCUUAAAUCCUCCAAGUAAAUGCAAUGACCUUCCUGAUUUUCUCGCUCAAAGAUCACUUAGCAUCAUUUCACUGUUGGAACAAAGAAAAAGACGAAAGACCAAAAAAAAAAUCACCAAAAAAAAUGCUGGUGACUCACUGUUUACUUCUGCUUGUUACAGACACCUCAAGAUUAACAACAUUUGACAAUCACUUAGCAAAGUUCAAGGAAUUAGCAAAAACCAUACAAUUAUUUAUAAACAAAUACAAAACCCCUCGUAAACUGAAAUGCAUUCAUCACUGGAUUAUUUAGAAUAAAUGCUUAAAAACUGAUGAUAAAUGGAGAUAAAAAUCACAUGCACAAGGGGAAGAAAUCUUUUCCUGAUCUUUUCAAAUGCAAAUCAUACAUAGAUUUUUUUUCUUGGUGUUUCAAUAUUCAUGAAAAAAUUUCAAAGUUGCUUAUACCAAAACUGGGGAAUAAUUCUGCCUUUAAACUCAUGACAGACUGUGAGGCAGACUGUAUAUUUGUCAAAGUCUGUUCCUAUCUGUCCUGUGCUGAGUGCUGAGAUUGCAGAAAGUGUUGACUGAGUGUAUAGGCCAUGCUUUGUUAGCUAGGGAUCCAAGGACAUCCUCCACUGAUGCUUUGAAACAGAGAAAAAAACACUAUUUGCAGUUUGAAUUUGUGCUGGAAGGGCAGGCAGAGUGGUCCUAUCAGUGCUUAGCCAAAAACCUCCAGAUUUGGAGUGCAGUCACCUUCACUUUUCUCCAUCACCAGGAGAUGUAGGCACUUCUCAAGGACAGUUUAUCCCCAUCCAAAGGUCUGAGUCCCCCUGGGGUGACAGUUCCCAUCCUGUCUGAUUUACUAGGGCAGAUACAGAAAAAUGCCACCAAAAAAAAAAAAAUAGAUGGAGGAGGAUAGAGAGCAGGUGGCUGUGGAGUCAGGAUGCAGCCAACACUUGGGUAGAGAGACUUUCAAAAACCCGCCCUAGGAGGAGGCAAAGGCUUGGAGGAACUGGUUGUCUGUAUCUUUCCAGUUUUUCUUCUUCCCCUGUGUCAGCUUUGUGUCCUUUUUCUUCUCAUCCUGUAAAGCAUCUGGCUGUAUCCUAUAGAUCCUCUUGCUUCUCUAAGCACGCUGGGCUGGCCCAGGCCAGGCUGAGCACUGCAACAUUCCAGCAGACUGGAUUACAUGGGGAGGGGUCUCCUUGCCCACCUUUUGGGUGGGUGUUCUCGUCUUCAGUGCCACUGAGGUGCUGGGUUUGGGCAGGGAAUCUCACCCCCUGGCAGGUUCAAGUUGUGGUACCCAGCCCAGCAUCUCUUCAAACAGCAGCACAGUCUGCUGAUGCUCCUGAGUCCCUUUUCCUUUUUCCCCUGGAUAUGUGCAGAUGAGUGUUUUUAAACCUUCUUUAAACUGCUUUGUCUUGAUGCAAAUGAGUUUAUGUCUUGUCCCAUUCCACACCAUUCCUCAGCUCUGCUCCAUCUUGUCCAAUAUAUAUCAGAGCCAAAAUAUUGACAAAGUUCUCCCAAAAACUGAACUCUUCAGCCAGGGACCGGCUUUGUUUAUUUGUUUAUUGGUAAUUGGCUGAAAGCUGCAGAACAUCCACAGUGUUGGUAAGAAUUUUCCAUCUUUUUAAUUAUAAAAAUACAUUAGGAGUGAAGAUCUCCAAUUUUAAUUCCUGUUUAUUGUUUUGAUGAAUUCGAUGACUGGCUUACAAAUUUUUAAACUUCAGAAUCUGAUCUUUUAAAGAGUUAAGAAACCUCAGCUAUCAUUUUUUUGUUGUUUGUUUGUUUGUUUUGUUUGAUUUUUUUUGUUGUUUUUGUUUUUUCACUGGCUGAUUUUCCUGCUCAACUUCCACCCAGAAAUGAAAACUUCAAGCAGAAUUACUGAGGAUGGGGAAAGUGUUCAGUAUCUCCCUUAAGUCACCUGGAUUUCUCAUUCUGUUCAAUCAUUCUUUCACCUGAGAUAGGACUGCAUGAAAUGAGAGAAAGCACUUUAAGAGUUGGCAUUUAAGGGAGAGGUUGCAUGAACCUGUGAAGUCCUUUUGUGUCCAGCACUGCUUCUUAUUAGCAUAGGUGCGUUUUUGCACCUAUUUGUGCCCAUUGCCCAUGAGUUUGCUACAGACCAGUCCGUACCUUGUCAUGGAAAGUUAUGGGGCAAUAAUGUGGUUCACAUCCUCUCUUUCUGGCUUCAUCCAGAUUUUAUGACAUUUUAACUGUAACAGGAAGAAAAAGGAAAAAAAAAAAAACUGAGGCAGCAUUUUCUAGCCUUUGGGAUUAAGGGUUUGGCGUCUGCCUCCUCAGCCAUGUAUUCUAUGUCAUACAUGGGCAUUACACUGGUGGCUGCAAGUUGUAAAUUGCUCAGCAUGUGAGAAAGCUUUGUUUUAAGGCCAUGAGCAGGUUAAGGUAGAUCUUCACCAUGGCACUUUCCAGCUGACAGCACCUGCUGGGGGAGAAAUCAUGUUGCACUUCAAACAGGUCUAGGGAAAUUAUAUAUAUAUAUGUAUAUAUAUAUGUAUAUAUAUAUAUAUAUUUUAACAAUCUUUAUGCUGGAACAAGUUUUGUGUUUGAUUUUUUUUAAUUAUUAUUAUUUUUACUUCUAUUGCUGAUGAGUUGGCACGUUCUCCAGAGUAAAUAGAGGACAUAUAUGAUAUUCCUGGACAGCUACAGAGCUUUUCAAGAAUCCAGUGUCACUCUCCAGACAGAGUAGAUUUUAUAUCCCAUUCCUCUAGGGUGUCCUGAAAUGAGAAAAAUAUUAAAUUGUAAAGGAAAUGAGUUUGCGAAAGACCCUAUAAAUAAAUUUCCAUCAUGGAUUGGCCAGGUCUGUCUGGAUUUGCCUGGAAAACAUAAUGGUUCAUAAAUUGUAUAAGUAAAAUAAGGAUCAUGUCCAUCUCUGUGGACAUUUGUUGGAAAGCAGUCCUCCUGGUUUUGCCUACAGAAGUGAAAGGUUGAGCCCCCUGGACAACAAAUUCUGUUGGCCCAAAGGAACAUGUUGUUUUGAGGCAGCAAAUCCUGCCAUUUGUACAGAAGUUAUUGGGCUUACCCUGUUCCAUCCAGACUGUUUUUUUGGUCUCUCAUAAAAUCAAAACUUAAGCUUAGCUCUUAGCUAAGGGUGGGAUAGCAAAAGAAAGCAGAGGUGAGCUGUUGCAAAGACAAGGGAUUAACUAAACUGUACUAAAAUAAAACUUCACCAUUGUGAUGUUAAAAACAAACAAACAAACAAAACAGCUAGGAAACAGAUUGAUUUUUCUUUCACUCACAAAAAAAAAAAAGAAAAAAAGGAAAAAAAAGGAAUACAGGUUGGCUUUUUUUUUUCCCCCAAUAAUGAUCCAUUACCUGAUCAAUUGAGCCAGAAAUCUGGUCUCCCUCGUGUUUCCAUGUGCUCCUUGGGAUGCAUGGAGAUAAACAGAGAUGUGACUGAGAACCCACCUGUGACCAGCUUCUGGUCAUGUAAAACUCAGAGACAUCAAGCCCAGAUGAACCAAAAACAGUGACCUUGUUCUGGAAGUCUUGGCCAGAAAUAUUGUUCAUGAGCUUCAUUUAGUGGUUAGCCACAAGUUUAUUUGCUGUCUAUAUAUCAAGCCUCAUAAGAGGCAAAAUGUGUCCUAAUCAGGGUAUUUCUUUAUUCAGUGCUGAUCGACAUCUUCACUGGCUGCUCUUUGGCCUGUAGGUGUUUUUUACAAUUUUAGAGCAGGGAUCUUCUACUGAGAGUCCAGCAGGUGCAGGUGAGCCUGAGACGUGGGCUUUUGGCAGUGCUAGCAGACCUCACCUGAAGCAUUAGUCUGGGUUGUGGUCCAGGUCUGCAGAGAAGAUAGGACCAGCAAUCAUUUUAGAUCUUUGACUCUGCUUCUCCUUAGUGGGCAGAAAAGGCCACAGGAAGGACCAGCAGAGUGGACACCCCUGUCCUUCUAUCCCAAAUUCAAGUUUGUUGGGGUCCUUCUCUACACUUUGCUCCUAUUUUCCAGCCUCGCCCUAGAAAAGAACCCCCUAAAUCUUACCUAAAGAACUCAGUCAAGCAUUUCAUUUUCCAUUUUAACUGGAUGCAGACUCAGGGUUUUUUAAUGGCUAGAAGCCAAUCUCAACUCCAAGCUUCAAAACCAAUCUGGAACAUCAGGAGGGGAAAACAAUUUGCUCAGAUCGGCUGCACAGCACCCUAGUCACAUCACAUCCAUCACACCGGGCUCGGAGUACAGGCACCCUGGCAGAGCUGAAAGGUUGGUCUGCCAAAACUGUCUUUUGUUCUCCAUGAAUUUUUAAGGAAAGAGCACAGAGAGUAAGAAAAAGACUUGCUGUCUUUACUCCACACUUAAGAAUGAUUAUAAACAAUAAAAUAGUCAUAAUAGGUUAUUUUUUGUUUAGUUCAUCAGGUUCUGUUGAAUGCUCUGAUGGUUUCUGUGCAGUGUCUGGUGUUCUGGCUUUUCCUGUGCGGAAGGAGUUCUCUGUGGUGGAGGGAAUAGAUAUAAUGAGCGGACGGAGUCAUUCAACGCCAGUCCCUAGGGCAGGACAGUUAGAAACGGACCUGAUGUUGAUUUUAUGUUCAUUGGCAGAAGGCAGGAGCUACUCCACUGAAGUUAAUUGAGUUAACUCGGUCGAAUGCCAAGGCAAAACAGAUCUGAAUCUAGACCACAGUUCAAGACUCAUUUACAAUUUGCAUAAUGGAAUUAAAAUAAAGCUUCCAACUGUAGCAACAGAAAUACUCUGCUGAGAAUUAGACACUGGGUUUGCUGUUUGGGAUUAAAUAAAAUGACACCCAAGGCAUCAGCCAUCACAUAAAGCAACCGUGUUUUAUCUCUGCCUGUCCAGAUUACUCUAUUCUCCCCAUGGCCAUACACUGUGGUCACUUAGCCAUUCUCAGCUAUUUUAACUGGUAGAGAUUUUUCUUAGCUCCUUCUUUCUUUUUUUUUUUCUUUUUUUUUUCUUUUCUCUCCUACUUGCAUGGGAACUCAGAUCCUCCAAGUUUUCACGCCAGCUUUCAGGUUUCAUCUAGCCCCGCAGUUUACAAAGUUCAAGAUAAUAUCAACAUUUUGCCAGAAUUUGGGAAGCAAGUGGGAAAAAGAGUGUGAGAAGCUAAUGGAAGUCAUAGGGGAGCAUUAAAAGAAAUAUCAAAUAAGGUUCAGUGAAACCUUUCCCACGGGCCAGGGAAAGGUUUGCAAACCUUGGCACAGCAUUUCAGCCUCCAAUUGAACUUGCUCAUGUUUUGCUCAUAGAAGAUCUUGAGACAUUCAUUAUGACCUGCAAAGCUCACAUGAUGUCUUUCCAGUGUCUGGGGGCCUGGGGUUAAAUCUGGCACACUGCUAUCAAAUAUCCUCUUUUACGAUUAAUUUAAAUUUAAUGCUCUGGUCUGCUCAGGUAGCUUAUGUGCCCUUCUCUAGGCUGGUCCAUUCGUGCUGCUUUGGGGCACACUUGCAGAACUGUUCCUUGGGCUGCCUUUGCAUCAGUGGUGUGUUACUGUACCCAUCUGAAGCUAUCGCCAGUUUGAACGCAUCUCCUGAUGGCAUUCAGCACUGAUGGGUAGCAACGCUGUGUUGUAAGGGAGCCAGAGGCAGCGUCUGCAAAAACAGAGAACAACAAACUUUGUCCUAAUUCGGAAUGGAUUUGUAAGACUCCAGUGAGGCAGGGCAGGGCUGGAAAUCAGCUUGGAGUCUGGCACACAGAACAGGGGCCAGGAACAAAAGAAAAGUGAAGGAAGAGCUGACCCAGAUGAACAUCAGUAACCAGGGAAUCUUAUAAAUCUGGCUUCUUUUCAGGCAGACCUCCCUGUCCAGCACAGAUUUAAUAGAGGUGGGCUCUAUUGCACAAUGACACUUUCUCCUAAACAGGGUAUAUCUUGAAAGAGCAAAUGAGGGAUUUAACAAAGUCUGUGCAACUUUCUCUUCCUCUUCAUCCUCACCAGCACUUUUUCAUUAUUUUUUUUUCUCCCUGAAAAAAAAAGGAUACAUUAGAGCAGCCUCAGCACAAGGACCUGAUAUUCAAAACCAUUUCUCCCGGGUCCCACAGAGUAACUUUUACCUCUGACCUUAGCAAUUGUUUUCUUGGCAUAUGAACUCAAGAAUCUGAAAGUAUUUGAUUAUGUUCCUCAAACAGAGGGUUACUCAUUCUGGGCAAGCAAUGUGGUGGGCAACAACACAGAUCUGCUGGCAUCGAUAUGGAAUGAAAUCCUGACCCCAUGAAAACCAACACCAAAAUGUGUGUUGAUUUCCAUGGAGUGGGAUUUACCCUUAAAUUCUGAGGAGGAAAAAGAUAAUGAUUCAAGUAAAUGACCUUACCCUUCCCCUGUCCCCAAAACCUUGUUUGCCACCCACAGUUCAGGGUGGCUUUUUGUUUUAGAUCAAUAGAACUAAGAACCAGAAAGCAGAGAUCAAGUGGUAGAAGAUGGUCUGAACAGCCAGAGUCUCCUCUCUCAAAAUACUUCAUGAGUGACAACAUUGGGCUUUUGUAUUGGGGUCAGCUUCUACAUGUGGGGAUUUAGGACGUGGUAUCUUGCUAGAAAAAAAGGCACGGGAUUAAAAUAUUUGAGAUGGAUGGGAUGAGCAUGCACUGGGUUUCCAAAAUGCCUGGGCCUACGUCCUCUGAAAUAGAGAUACAAUAACCACAUGAAAGACUACUUAAAAUGAGCUUUAAUGAAGGAUGUUCUCCAAACAGAGCAGACCUCAGGUACCUAAAACAGAAGACAAAACAAUGACUUCACCAGGAAAGCAGCAUCUAUUUAAAUCAGAGCAUUACAACAGGCAUUGGCCCUUCUAAAUAUAGAGCUGGAUGCUUCCUGCCAGGCUGAGCUUUUACCUUUUAAUUUUUCUCUGUCUAAAUUAAUCACUCUUCCUUGAGGGCUGCAGGGAAGGAUGAGCAAGAAGCCAUUUGCUGUUGGAGGUGAAAUGUUUUAAAAGACAGGUUGUGUCAGGUAGAGCUGGUGGCAGAGAAAGGCGGUUGGUGGCAGAAGAGGAAGGACGGGUGUAUCCAAGCAUCGUCUCCCAUCCCCAUGUUCAGAAACACGUCAAUCUCUUGCCAUCUGCAUGAGCUGGGGCAUGCACGAAGAGACAGACCUGCUGCUAAAAUUCCUUGCUUCUUCUCAGCAACUUCAGGGUGACCAAGCCAUGGUGGCAAUUGGGUGUGGGCAUUAGAAAAAGGACUCGGCCAUUCCUAGCAGUCUGCCAAGCUCUGUCUGACGUGUCUGUUUUGGGAAUAUUGGCUCCUUUUCUUCUAGUGUCAGCAGGAGGGAAAAAAGUUGGGGUGUUUUCUUCCUCCCCACACACAAGUAAUUUCACUGAAGUGUUUUUGUAAGACCUUGUUUCACUUCAGAAGAGGGACAAGACUGAAAAGCUAAAGGACAAAACUGUGAUUUCUUUGUAUGUGUUACGAGGACAUUGCCUUGUGUGUGUCAUCAGGCAGACAUUUGGUUUACAUUCCUCCACUUCUGCUUUCUGUACGGACCAAAGUAAUGAGCGGAAAAUGACAAACCACAAGUGUAUGUAAAAAGGGAAUUAAAAUAAAAAGAAAUCUUUAUUGAUUCUCAUAA
Messenger RNA from Cygnus atratus (black swan), 12538 nucleotides. It is a transcript of the gene PTH1R, whose product is annotated as parathyroid hormone 1 receptor. Gene Ontology annotation, biological process: cell surface receptor signaling pathway; adenylate cyclase-activating G protein-coupled receptor signaling pathway; intracellular calcium ion homeostasis. The record is from RefSeq and is a predicted model, not a curated record. Lineage: Eukaryota; Metazoa; Chordata; Aves; Anseriformes; Anatidae. The transcript has 14 exons. Gene Ontology annotation, molecular function: peptide hormone binding; parathyroid hormone receptor activity; G protein-coupled peptide receptor activity. The coding region runs from base 409 to 2166 and encodes 585 amino acids. Gene Ontology annotation, cellular component: plasma membrane.